Rotaria sp. Silwood2 is the source of this 627-nucleotide messenger RNA. The record is from the annotation of a GenBank genome assembly. NCBI's taxonomy places the organism in Eukaryota, Metazoa, Rotifera, Eurotatoria, Philodinida, Philodinidae.
AUGCAGCGAAAACCGCUUCAUAUUCUUGCUCUCGGUGAUUCGCUUACAGCUGGUUAUCACAACUAUGGUGCAUCUCAUCAUCCAUAUGCCACACAUUUAACAAAGUUAUUCGAAUCAACCAAUACUCCUGUUGAGAUAAAUGAGCAAGGGGUGGAUGGUGAACGAGUUGUACCAGCAAUGGCUAAGAGACUUGGUCGUCUGUUAGAAAAAGAUGCAUUUUACGACUGGGUUAUUAUAUUAGGUGGUACUAAUGAUUUAGGCAAUGAUAUAUCCGCUGAAAAAAUCUUCAAAGAAGGUUUAAAGCCAAUGUAUAAGAUGUGUCUUAAUCAUAAACAAUCAAAAAUUAAAUUGGUCGCAAUGACUGUUAUUGAAAACACGUUUAACUCACCGACAUGUGAACGAGAUCAAAAUAGACAAGCAUUGAAUACAAUGAUUCGCGAUUAUGUGGCUAAGACGAACGAUCAUAAUAGAGUUUUUCUCGUCGAUCUUGACAAAGGUAUACCCUAUCAUAGUGUAAACGAUAUCCAAGAGCGACGACAGAUUUGGAAUGAUGCUCUUCAUUUAACACCUGCUGGAUAUGAUCGUAUGGCAACAUUAAUAUUUGAUGAAAUUAAAGAUAAACUAUAA